Molecule: messenger RNA, 3951 nt
Organism: Rana temporaria (common frog)
Lineage: Eukaryota; Metazoa; Chordata; Amphibia; Anura; Ranidae
Gene: FDX1
Product: ferredoxin 1
Exons: 4
Coding region: 74-571 (165 amino acids)
Biological process (GO): positive regulation of oxidoreductase activity; P450-containing electron transport chain
Cellular component (GO): mitochondrion
Molecular function (GO): 2 iron, 2 sulfur cluster binding
Source: RefSeq, a predicted model, not a curated record
UCCCGGUCACUGACGUCACAUCCAGGUCUGGCACUGGCCGCUGAUUGGUCUGUUCCUCGUACACUAAGCAGAGAUGGCAGCGGCAGCGGCGGUCCGGUUACUGGGGAGUUGUCGGUGUAUUGUGGCCGGAUCCCGGGCCUGGCUGGGCGGUGUACAGCGGACUAGGAGCUGGCUGGAGCCCGGGGCGGCCCGCCUGUACAGCUCAGACGGAAAGGUCUCAGUGAAGUUUAUCAAUCGGGAUGGAGGCACAAUUGUAGCGGAGGGGAAAGUUGGGGAGUCACUUCUGGAUCUUGUUGUAGAGAAAAACUUGGACAUUGAUGGUUUCGGUGCAUGCGAGGGGACGCUGGCCUGCUCUACGUGUCACCUCAUCUUUGAAGAUCACAUAUUUCAGAAGCUGGAACCAGUCACUGAUGAGGAAAUGGACAUGCUGGAUCUUGCCUAUGGACUCACUGAAAUGUCACGAUUGGGUUGCCAAAUUUGCCUCCAGCCAUUUAUGAAUGGAAUGACUGUAAAAGUCCCAGAAUCUGUAGCAGAUGUACGACAAACAGUGGAUAUGGGCAAGAGCUCUUGAAAUAUGCCAAAUAUGGAGCAAUAUAUUAACUUUUGAUAUAUAUUUUUUUCUUUAUUUUUAUAAUAGUUCUUACUUUAAUGCAACUCCUUACAUAUGAUUAUCUCUAAAGAGUAGGAGACUACUCUUAGUACUUAAAACUACUGUUUUCUCGCUAUCUGUGUCUCGUUAGAGUGAUUUCCCUUCACUUCUGCCUCUCUUGGAAGUGAAAGGAUAUCUUUCCGAUGUAGAGGAAAUCUAUCUUGGGCCCCUUUUUAGAUGAGCGGAUCUCUGUGCUGAGCAGGCGAAUAAUAGGUUUGUGUCUGCUCCACUAUGCAGAGCAGAUACUAACAGUAUGCUUUCCUCUAUGGGGCGGUCGAAUGGAAACGGACUACAUGUCCAUUUACAUCCGAUUGUCAUGCAAUCGGACCUGCUGGACGGAUCGCCAUAUGUCUAUUAUGAGCAUUUUUUUUUUUUUAAGGGAUUGGGUGCCCGGCGGGUGCCAGCGGACUCAUUGAAAUAAGUAUGGUGUUCUGUGCUAAGGUGAUGCAAUAGCUGCUGCCCACCCUAGCUAAGCCCACAAAUGUUGCAUCCGUAGAGACUAACAAGAAAAUAAGGGGGUAAGGUGCUGCUUUGUACUUAUUGGGUGAUAUAAAGAUGGAAUGAAUAAAUUGAAUUGAAUAAAAUAGUGCACUGUCACUUAAAGUGCAGUUCCAGCCAUUUAAAAGUCAGCAGCUACAAAGAGUGUAGCUGCUGAAUUUUAAGAAUCAGACACUUGCCUGAACCACGGUCCAGCGAUGCGUGUGUACGAAGCCCCGCUCCUCUCUGAGGUGCCGGAAUUCUAACUGUGUGCGGUCGGCUGUUUGCAUUGCACAUGCGCAAGCCGUGCUGUGCCAUGUGAAUGGCCGGCCAAUCUUCUGGGACCUGAAACUUGUCCCAGAAGAUUGUAAGGGGAGGAGAGGUGAAAUUCCUUCUGGCACUGCGGAGCCAGGAGAGGAAGUGGGAGAUGGGUGCCCAUAAAAGCAGGGUACCCCCCCAAAAAUGACAUGCCAAAUGUGUGAUAUCAGAGGGUCACCCGCACUUAAAGCGGAAGUUCAAUUUUUGGGGGGGAACUUCCGCUUUAAAUAGCGAAGACGCACUAAUGAAUAAGUAUAUGAAGUGUGCAGGCACAACCCUGCUGUCUAAUAACAUCCAUUAGUGACAUAAGAUAUAAACAAAGUGCUCAGAGUACUUGUAGUGCAAAACAACAAGGUAAUGUCAGUUUCUUGGAUUUUUUUUUUUUUUUUUUUUUAAAUCUGUAAGCAAAAAAAUCGUUUCAUGAAUUCACAAAGGUAAAACGCCACUUUCCUCACACUGCAGAGCUGACUCGAGUUUCUUGGAGCCUGCAAACAGAGACUAGAGCACAGCUCAUCCAUACAGCCUGGAGUCUAAAUGUUGUGCUUGGUGAUCACACACAACCUGUAUGUGUACAGUGUGGAUUGUAUACAGAGAGAGAGACGAAUAUAUACCAUAUCCCAGCAUCGAGGAGGUAAAAAAAAUCUCUACAUGAAUGAAUUCCACUGGCUGGAUUUCAUAAACUUCCCAGCAUCCCUCAAAUGGCAAAGUAGAAGGAAACAAAGGACAAAGAGUUGACUCCAUUGUGAGGCUUUUCACCCCUGCAGGGGUACAUCUUUUUGGCGAGUGUGGACCUGGGGUGGGCGCAUGAAAGUUCACCAAUUUUCUACUUCUUUCAGUAUUCACUCAAGCUCCAGCCACUUUUUUGAAUAUGCUCACUUGUGUGCCUAUAAACCUGAUUUUUUUUUUUUUUUUGCAAAUUGUUUUAUUUGUGUGUGUGUGUGUGUGUGUGUGUGUGUGUGUGUUUUUUUUUUGCACUCUGGGCACUUUAUUUAUAUCUUCUGUCACUAAUUGAUGUUAUACAGCAGGUAUGUGCUUGCACGCUUCAUACACUUAUUCAUUAGUGUGUCUUCGCUAUUUACGUGACAGUACACUAUUUAUUUUGUUCAAUUUAUUCAUUCCAUCUUUAUACCACCCAACAAGUAGAAAGCAGUGCCACUUCACCCCCUUUAUUUUUAUUUUUUUAUUGGUCAGCGGACUGCUGACCAAUGGGUGGUCUGAUUUGGGUCUGCCUGAAAAACUGACAGGGUCCUCUGGUGUGAAAGGGGCCUCCCUUGUCAUGGGAAUAAGUUCCCCAUUACAACAUUUUUCCCUCGCUUUUAUUCCUGAUGACUUUGAUCAGGACAAUUAAAGAAAGUGAAUCGUAGACGGCAAUCGCAACCUGACAAGGUUCUAACCAUUGUUCAAAUCGGAAACAUUUUACAAAAUUGCCUUUUUAGUUAUACUUUUAAGCACCUGUUAACACAAUGUAUUUUUUAAAUAUGCCUUUUAAUAUAAUUUAGAAUCUUCCAGUUUUGUCAACCUGUUUUCUCCACUCUGACUCACUGGAAUGUAGUUGUGAUUUCCUGUACAUUGCAGUGCCACAGCAGGUCAACUUUUAACAGCUUGGGAUUUGUCCAAAAUAUUGGAAGUUGGUUGGAGGCUUCUAAUUUGAUUGGUUGCUAUUUGAAGCACAUGACCUGUGGCCCCUAACCUGGACUCUCUGGCACCUGAAUCCUGCAUGAAGUUUUCCACAACUGGACAUUGGUCUACGUUUACUGCAAUGUCUUUUGAUUCUGCAAGUCUUCUGCUGGCUUGUGCAAUAGGGGAGACAUCUAUGCAAUAGGGGAGACUUCUAUAGGUACAAGAACUACGCCUGGAAAUGCUAGAUUUUCCCCUAUAGGAGUCACAGCACUGGCCCCAUCCAAGCUAUGUGACAUGUCCUUAUCUGCUUCCACCCAUGAUACAUACAUCCACAAAAUUACUGCAGCCUCAUGGUCCACAAAAGUACACGUUGAUGUUGAUACCUUUUUGUGGUAAGAAAAUGGAAAAAGCAGAUAUGAUUGUCAGCAGUGAGCCAUUCAGAAAGACUUCGCCUAACUGCAGUCAGUAAUGCUUGGCUGUGGAUUACUAGUUUUCAGCUGCUCUCUGCCUUAUCAGAUAGGAUACUUAUGUUUGUAAUACUGGAUUUUUGGACAAUUGUAAUUGCUGUAAUUUUUUUACUUGAGAAGAUAAUUGGUUGUUGGAAGAUUAUACCUUUUUAUUUAACAGUGUAAUUAAGAUUUUUGAGAAAAGUAAACAAUAGCCAUCAAGUACUAUAAAAUGAUAGAUGCUGAUUUUAGAAUAGUACAAUGCAUUAAAUAUUUUUUUUUCAAUAAAUCUGUUUAGUAAUGUUUAUGUGGUUUUUCUACAUGUCAUAAAGCAGUUUGAAAUCCACCAAAUUGCUGGUUGCUCACAAUUGGACCAGUCCUCAAAAUUCACCAAAUAUUUUACAUUAUUUUUAUGCAAAUAAAGUGUGUUUACUUUAAACA